UGCUCGCCCGUCCGGGAGGGUCGUUAUCCUCGUCAGCCCGACACGGCACGGCGGCUAACACUGCCCGCUUCCCCCGCCCCAUCCUCCGGGCCGGGGCUGUGUGUGCAUGGCAGUGUGGGGGAGGUUCUUUAUUGGCCUCGUCCUCCUUCCCUCCCUCCCGCCGCCCCCCUUCACCUUCCACACUCCACCCAGAAAUGAUCCAGUGAAACCAGGAGGAGGUGAUUCUCCUCCUCCCUCCUGCUGCUGCUCCUGCUGGUCUGGAAGGGACUGCAGGAAUCUCUGCCGUGCUCUGCUCUGAGGCAGGGUCUGGGGAGGGGAGGUCGUUCUGUGGAGAGAGGGGGCCGCUGUGGCCCGGGGUACAGCUCUCUCGCGGGGGGCUGCUUGGCUUCCGACCAUGGGGAAGGAUCAGGAACUGCUGGAAGCUGCUCGCACUGGGAAUGUGGCUCUGGUGGAGAAACUCCUCUCUGGGAGGAAAGGAGGGAUCCUUGGCAGUGGAUCUGGAGCUAUCCCCUUAUCCAGCUUACUGAGCAUCUGGCGAGGACCAAACAUAAACUGCACAGACAGUUCAGGUUAUACUGCUUUACAUCAUGCAGCUUUAAACGGACACAAGGAUAUAGUUCUCAAAUUACUUCAGUAUGAAGCAUCAACUAAUGUGGCAGAUAAUAAGGGUUAUUUUCCUAUUCACUUGGCUGCUUGGAGAGGAGAUGUAGAUAUUGUGAAGAUUCUCAUCCAUCAUGGACCAUCACACUCCCGAGUGAAUGAACAGAACAAUGAAAAUGAAACAGCACUGCAUUGUGCAGCUCAGUAUGGUCAUUCAGAAGUUGUUGCUGUUCUGUUGGAAGAGCUGACAGACCCUACAAUAAGGAACAACAAACUGGAAACACCUCUGGAUCUGGCAGCACUUUAUGGACGUCUGCGUGUUGUAAAAAUGAUCAUUAAAGCAUAUCCAAACCUGAUGAACUGUAAUACAAGAAAACACACUCCUUUGCAUCUUGCUGCACGUAAUGGCCACAAAGCUGUUGUACAGGUGCUUCUGGAGGCUGGAAUGGAUGUCAGCUGCCAAACAGAAAAAGGGAGCGCACUACACGAAGCAGCCCUAUUUGGAAAGGUGGAGGUAGUACGCAUUUUGCUUGAAACAGGAAUAGAUACCAACAUAAAGGACAGUUUGGGUAGAACGGUUUUGGAUAUACUUAAAGAACAUCCAUCUCAGCAGUCACUUCAAAUUGCAGCUCUACUUCAAGAAUAUAUGGAAACAGGAAAUGCAAGUAUUUCAGAGGAACGUCCACUGGAAUGCGCAGAACGUCAGUCUUGCAUUUUGUCCCCAGAAGUUCCUCCAUCUCCAAAGGCUAAAAGUGAAGCUGUGACUGGAGAAUUAUCAAAGCUCUUAGAUGAAAUCAAAUUGUGCCAAGAAAAGGAAUACUCUUUUGAAGAUCUGUCUCAUACAAUAUCAGACCAUUAUCUGGAUAAUUUUAGUAAAGUAUCAGAGGAAGAACUUAUGACCAGUGGAAACCAAACCAAGCUUAAUGUAGUAAUAUUGUUUUUUAAUGCACAGAGACCUUCUUCAAUGCGUUUAUCACCAAGGGAGGAAGAUGAUGAUGAUGCAGGUGAAAAUACAUGUGGUCCUUCAGGUUUAUGGGAGGCACUGACACCGUGUAAUGGAUGCAGGAACCUCGGAUUUCCCAUGCUUACACAGGAAUCUUAUUCAAAGAAGAGAGGUUAUGCAUUGGAAGCAAUAUCCUCUGUACCUCUGGAUGCAGUUCCUUCAGAAAAUGACAGCAGUCAUUGUGAUUCGAUAGACGUAGCAGUGACCAAAAAGCCUUGUUCCCUAGAGAUAGCAAGAGUUCCUUCCUCAAGACCAGAUAAUGCACCUCAGGUAGCAAUUACCGCACCAGGAUCUGGUAACCAUAGAAACAGCUCUACAGGCCCAACACCUGACUGCUCUCCUCCAUCACCAGACACUGCACUUAAAAACAUAGUGAAAGUUAUACGUCCUCAGCCCAAGCAACGUACAUCCAUAGUAUCUUCUCUGGAAUUUCACCGAAUGAAUCACAGCCACGAUUAUUUUGAAAUCAACUCAUCCAUUGGCUGUGCAAGUUUUAUUUCUACUCCUGCAAUCAGUCCAGCUAAUUAUUCCUUUGGACCUCUGGAAUACAGUCUCGAAGAGAAAGAACUUCCAGAGCAACUUUGCCAGCGUGAAACAUCCACUGAAAGUGAGUUUCCAGAAGGACACCCCGCUGAGCAGUUUGCGGGUUUACUUCAUGGAUCAUCACCUGCAUGUGACCCACCUGAAAAUCCACUCCAGCUGUACAGCAAAGUAAACCUGUGCAGUGGUCCGCUAGAGAAAAGCAUUUUGAGCAAGAGCACAGUGCAGCAGAUACAACUACGAAAAGAAAGCAGCUCUGAUCCUCCUGUUAAGAAAAAAAAACCUCCAAUUGUAAACAGAACCAUAUUUCAUACUAAAAAUAAACCAGUAGAAAAUCAUACACUGGUUGGUGCACCAAGGAUAAGUGAACAAUGGGUUAUUAGCACUGGGGGAUUUGUGGAGCGAGCAUGCACACUUGGGAGAAUACGAUCCUUACCGAAGACUUUACUUGAAAUGCAUUUGUGCAAAAAUGUUUCUAAAUCUGAUUCUAAUCUUAUCACCCGUCCACCAAAUGACAAAAAAGCAAGAAGCAAUUGGAGUGAACCCACACCAAAUCAACAGUGCUCCAAAGGAAAUUCAGAGAGAACACCUUCUUUCACAUCAGAAUGGGAAGAAAUUGAUAAGAUCAUGAGUUCAAUAGAUGCUGGAAUUAAUACUGGACUGGGGGAGAUGAGUGAUCACACUACAAGACCCCGAUGCCCUGUCCAGACAGUGGGACAAUGGUUGGAAAAUAUUGGGCUACCUCAGUAUGAAAACCACUUGCUGGCUAAUGGAUUUGACAAUGUGCAAUUUAUGGGAAGCAACGUGAUGGAGGACCAGGAUCUCUUGGAAAUAGGAAUCCUUAAUUCUGGGCACAGACAGAGAAUACUCCAAGCAAUCCAGCUUCUCCCAAAGAUGAAGCAGAUCGGUCACGAUGGCUACAACCCCACCUCUGUAGCUGAAUGGCUGGAUUCCAUUGAACUGGGUGACUAUACCAAAUCCUUUCUAAUUAAUGGCUAUACAUCGAUGGACCUUGUGAAAAAAAUCUGGGAGAUUGAAUUAAUUAAUGUCUUAAAAAUUAGCUUGAUUGGCCACCGGAAGCGCGUUCUGGCAUCUUUGGGAGACAGGCUUCACGAAGAUCCUCCUCAGAAACCACCUCGGUCAAUAACCCUCAGGGAACCCAGCGGUAACCACACUCCUCCUCAGUUGUCUCCAUCACUUAGCCAAAGCACUUUCACUACUGGUGGCUCCCUGGACGUUCCCCACAUUAUCAUGCAGGGCGAUGCAAGGAGAAGAAGAAAUGAAAACUAUUUUGAUGAUAUUCCCCGGUCAAAGCUGGAGAGGCAGAUGGCACAGCAGUCUUCGGUCUGUGAGAUCUGGACCAACCAGAAUGCAGGAUAUCCUUUCUCAUCGAUUCAUCAGGUUCAUAAUACAGGAGACUGGGGAGAGCCUUCAAUUACCUUGCGACCUCCAAAUGAAGCCACGGCAUCAACGCCUGUACAAUAUUGGCAACAUCAUCCAGAGAAACUCAUCUUCCAGUCAUGUGAUUAUAAAGCAUUUUAUUUAGGUUCUAUGCUGGUAAAAGAGUUAAGAGGCACAGAGUCAACACAGGAUGCGUGUGCAAAGAUGAGGAAGUCUACAGAACAAAUGAAAAAAGUACCAACCAUUGUCCUGUCUGUUUCUUACAAAGGAGUCAAAUUUAUUGAUGCCACAAAUAAGAAUAUCAUUGCUGAACAUGAAAUCCGUAACAUUUCCUGUGCUGCACAAGACCCCGAAGACCUUUCUACAUUUGCGUACAUCACUAAAGACUUGAAGACUAAUCACCACUACUGCCAUGUAUUCACUGCGUUUGAUGUGAAUUUAGCUUAUGAAAUCAUUCUUACCCUAGGACAAGCAUUUGAAGUGGCCUAUCAGCUUGCACUACAAGCACGAAAAGGGGGCCAUUCUUCAACCCUCCCAGAAAGCUUUGAAAACAAACCCUCUAAACCUAUUCCCAAACCACGUGUUAGUAUUCGGAAGUCAGUGCAGAUAGAUCCAUCCGAACAAAAGACUCUUGCGAAUCUACCGUGGAUUGUUGAACCUGGACAAGAGGCCAAAAGAGGCAUUAAUACCAAGUAUGAAACUACAAUUUUCUGAUACAAAACUGUCCCCCUGUUCCUUGUUGUGCCUUGCACGCCAAGCAGUCACAGCACAGCCUUUCCUUUAUGGCAACGUUUCAAUCCAGCAGAGAGGAAGACUGCACUGUAUGGUGGCCUUGUAACUAACAAAAAAGGCUGACAGUCAUUUCUGGUGAUGUUCUUCUUCCUGCAGCACUGACAGAAGAAUGACACUAUAUGAAGACUUUUAAAAUUACAGUCCACAAGAGGAGUGAGAAACCUUAUUUUUCACGCAGUUCUCCCUUGUGACUCUGCCACAGUGCUUUCUUUGAUUUCUUAUUUUAGGAUUCUACUUUUUAAAGAAAAAAAAACAAAAGGUCUCUAAACUAAUACUAAUGCUGCCUAUGAGUAGAGUAUUUGAUUGGGUUUUUUAUUUGAAUCCUGGCAGUUUUUAAUUGAAAUAGAACCAGAAUUAAUAAAUAGAUUAUUUGUGAAACCACUGAAUUCAUUAAUAAUUACUGUGUUGAAUAAGGAACUCAUUAAAGUGACAAGAAAUUAGGUACCCUGAUUUCUGUGUGCGCUGAUUUUAUAUGUAAAAAUUGAUGUCCUUUGAUCCUCUACAGAAAUAAGAACCUCUUGCAUUGUAGCAAAGGAUCAGAGUUUUAUGAAUUGAUAGAAAAGGGUAUUAAUAAUGCACAGAAAACAUUUAUUAGAUAUUUUUAUGGAAGAGAAGUACUAUAGGAAAACAUAUGAAUAUUUAUGGAAGGAAGCCAGAUUAAUUAUGAGAAAUAUUGUUUAUUUUAAAGUUAAGUAAACGACUGCUAUUGCAGCAUUAUGAAAAUUGUAAGACUUGUAGCAUCAGUGCACUGGAUGUUCCGUGUAAUCAGUCUGGAAUGAAAGUGGAAUGGUCAUUCUACUACACCUACAUAUAGUUUAUGCAGUUCAACAUUGCUAUAGCCAUGAAUUCUACUAAUAUUUUUAAAAAAUAAUCUCAGUGGUUCUAAAAAAAAGUCAAAACCAUGGAUUUUGCUAUCAAGAUUUCUGUCACAGAGUGUUGAUAAAAUUCUAUUGCAAAACAUUUUCUAAAUAAAAAUAUUGAGAAAAAGAAAAAAUUCCAAAGUAAUAAAAAUGUUUUCAUGGAACAAAAGUUAAGCAUUUGCUUAAUAUUUGAUUAAAUAAGAUUUACUUACUUUUUCUUUGAAGUGUUUUAAUUUUUUUAAUGUCUGUGGAGUAUUUGUAUAAUACCAUGAUGUAUAUUUAUGUAGAACUGAAAUUAUAACAGUACAAAUAUCAUUAUAGGAGAAAAAUGACAUUUUAACGUAUAUUGUUCUAUCCAGUCAAAUUGUGAAUCAUUUUGAAGUUCAUUAUAGAGAUAUUGAAAAAUUGUGUGGUUGUCUUAAUGUUUUUUUAAUUAUUAUUUCAUAUCCAGCUGAGGUUUUUCAGUUAGAAUCAUCAGUUGGUAUAUUCCAAAAAAUGGAUAAUUGAACUUGGUUUAAACCUGAUAAUUGUAUAUGGUUUAGUUACACCUAAUCAUAGCGCUGAGUGAUGACAUACUUUUAAUACAGUAUUCAAUUUACUUGAACAAAAUAGUUCCUUGUACAUAUUUUUGCCUAUUCACUGUUGAUAUGUACUUAGUCAACUGACAGUAAAAAAAAUAACACUAAAAAUAUGGUACCAAAAGGAAAAUUGUAUAGGAGAACAGUAAAUAGUAGCCUCACUGCAACAAAGACUUAUGUAAAUAUGCUUGGGCUUCCAGUUAUAAAUUUUGUAAUUUUGUCAUUUAUUUAUAUCCUAUAAAAGCACACAAAAUAAAAUGAAGUUGUACAGUCCC
Molecule: messenger RNA, 6049 nt
Organism: Manacus vitellinus (golden-collared manakin)
Lineage: Eukaryota; Metazoa; Chordata; Aves; Passeriformes; Pipridae
Gene: ANKS1B
Product: ankyrin repeat and sterile alpha motif domain containing 1B
Exons: 26
Coding region: 395-4258 (1287 amino acids)
Cellular component (GO): cytosol
Molecular function (GO): protein binding
Source: RefSeq, a predicted model, not a curated record